CCACACACCCUCUCCCUCCUCAUCUUGGCUAGCUCAUUCUUGUCGGUUACAAUAUAAUCAGCUCUACUCAAAAGGCUGGGGGGGGGGAAGAGGGGGGCCUUAGCUGGGAGCAGCCAAAGUCUGGAGUUGGUUGGUUGCUCAGGGAAAGAGACAGAACAGAGAGGAGAAGGGGUUGAUUUACAAGGAGGAGAGUUGCUGUCUUCCCCUUUUUGAGCUUAGCCAGAAGAGACUGAGAGUUCAAUUCUGAAUUCUCCCCCACACACCACACACGCACCCACAAACACUCCCCCUUCCUCCCCUCUUCUCAGAGUUUAGGGUUCUUGCAUCAGGGGAAGUCUGCAUCUUUGAAGAGCCCCUGCCCGGACUUUGCAAAAGUUUGCUGAUAAUAUUUUUCUCACACUUUUUUUUUUAAAAAGAGCAACAACUUUUUAAGAGUUCCUCCUCUUUGCUCCCUCUUCGCGGCACCCUCCCCUCACUUUCUGCUCUGAUUUUUCUUGGGUCUUUUUGGAACUUUUGAAUGGUUCCUCCCUCCCUCCCUACACAUACACUCUUAACGGACUGGGGGUUAGAGAAAAACUCACUUUGAAUGGACUAGAGGAUUUUCUUUUUUAAUUGGAUUCCCUUUUGGUCCUGGUGCCUGUUUUGGAAAUAACUCCCCCCCCUUCUCUCACACUCUCUACCUGAGAAGGAGAGAAAGUUUUGUUGGAAUUCAGAUUAUAAGGAAUUGUCUUCUCUCCCCUCACCUUAGCUUCUUGUUUCCUUUCAAUUAUUUGGGAUGAACAGGAAAUAAAAACCCUUGGAGGAAAUUAAGGAAAGGUAGCAAUCUGAUUCCGGACUGUAUAAAGGACGAUUUCUGCUUUGCUGGAUAAUAAGCUGUUUUGGUUUUUGAGUGCUCUGGCUGACUUCUUUUCCCGCCCCUUCAAAGAAAAGAAAAGGAAUAUUAUCCAAGAGACCUUUGAUGGGACAACUCCCCCUCCAGUAUAUUUAAUGUUCUAGGAUUUCAUUGGGACAGGCCACGAUGCUGAAGGUCCUGGUGGCAGCCCUCUUUCCGGCCCUAAUCCUGGCUGCUCCGCCUCCCAUUAACAAGCUGGCCCUCUUCCCGGACAAGAGCGCCUGGUGUGAGGCAAAGAACAUCACUCAGAUCGUUGGCCACAAUGGGUGUGAGUCCAAGUCCAUCCAGAACAGAGCAUGCUUGGGGCAAUGUUUCAGCUACAGCGUCCCCAACACCUUCCCACAAUCCACCGAGUCCUUGGUGCACUGCGAUUCCUGCAUGCCAGCCCUCUCCAUGUGGGAAGUUGUGACGCUGGACUGCCCCAGCAACGACGACAUUCCCAGAGUGGACAAACUCGUGGAGAAGAUCCUCCACUGCAGUUGCCAAGCCUGCGGGAAGGAGCAGAGCCAAGAGGGGGCGCUCUUCAACGUCUACGUGAACGCCAACGACAACCUGCCGGCCGAGCGGCCCAACCCUCACCCAUAUGGACACCAUGUAGGAGAAGAGGUCUCCAGCCGCCACCACCACCACCAGGAAGAGGAAGCCAAGGACUGACCUCUGGGGACUGUCCUUUCAGCCGAGGCCGUGCCAAGUCUUUUUCUCUCUCUCCGACACCCAUUGUGCUUUGCUCUUAGCAACAUUGUUGUGGGGAGGGGGCCAAGCUGAAGCCGAAACUUGACCGAGGUGGGGGGGGCGCCAAUGCGACGCCAUAGCAGAAUGGCAACCACGGAGAGAAGGACGGCCUGGGAGGGGGCUAGUGAACUGAUGAAAUUGCACACAGUGAUAAUAUAUUGGGGAGUGGGAAACUAUGGGGACUGGCGAUGUGGGACCUUUCCUCGUCAGGGUCCAGCUGGCACUUAAACAGAGAAUGAAGACGGGUUCUCGGUUGCUGUUGGAACACAACUUCUCCACGAGGACUACUGUAGCCCCAAUUCUACCGUUGGGAACCAAGGGCUCUGCUGCGGGGAGCCAAACUGGGCCAAACUCAUUUGACAAAAGAGGUCCCCAUCCAUGUUUGAGGCCUACUCUGUCCCCCGUUUGCGUGUUCUAGGAGUUUUGCGUUGCUAAAUUGCUUCUCAAAAAGAGGUGUUUUUUUAAAAACAAAACAAAAACCCAACCCGUCAGUUGUGGAGCGAUGAAGCACGGAAUUCUCCAAUGCUUAGCCAAUCUACCUUGCCAGAGUUAAACUGGUUCAACACUCAAUCUCUUUCCCCAGGGAAUUGUAAUUCUCUCAGGGAGAGCGAGAGGUUUCUGAUGGAGAAUUCCCUGGCGAGAGGCUUCAAACCAGUUUAUGUCUUUCGGAUGGGCCUGCUCCUAAAACCUUCCUUCUGUUUCCCACUUCAAUAGCACAGAUGUUGAAAGCUGCCUUUGGUCCAAAAGUGUGCUUCGAUUGCCCAAAACGUUCUCCAAGGCCUUCUCUCUUGCAUGAAUUGCCCCUGCACAUGAGACCAGCAUCUGAGAGGUUCUUCUAGAGAAGGGUUGGAGAGCCUUUAUUUGUUUAUUUUUUUCAGCCCAAGGGCCACAUUCUCUUGUGAGCAACAUUUCAGGGGCCACAUGCGCUGGUAGUGGGCGGGGCUAGUCUAGAAGCAACAGUUGAGCAAAAUGAUGGAGGUGACUCUCCCCUUUGGACGGUAGGCAAAAUUCUAGCCAGAGAUUUUCUACACCCCUCUACACGUCCCUCCAGGGAUAGCCAACAUGGUGCCCCACCAGAUAUUGUUGGGACUACAACUCCCAUCGUCCCUGACCAUUGACAUCUGGGGACCACCAUGUUGGCUUCUUCUGCAAUGUGGUUAAUCCAGUCUAAGACUGUCACAUAAGACAUGCUUGUUUCUCUUUGAACUUCUCAGAAGUGAGUGAAGUGGGUCACUUGUGGCUGGGGCCUUUGGCUACCCUGUUAAGCAGGUGGGAAAGCCUUCAGGGAGGAUGACAGGAGGUUGCCCUUCCACUGAGCCAAACCAAUAGCCUAUCAAGCUCAGUGGCUGUCUAGGAUUUUAGAUCAGGGUCUCUCCCAGCUCUACCUCGAUAUGCCAGGGAUUGACCUGGGACCUUCUGCCUGCAAAGCAAAGGCUCUCCCACUGAGCUAUGGUCCUUCCUCAGAAGAGCAACCCAACCCCCAAUGAGAUUAUCCAUUCACCACCACUACCUGUCAUUGACCAAAUGGCCUUCUUGGUGUUCACUGAUGGGAUGGCCUGUCAGGAUGGGUUGUGCUUCGUUCUCUUUCAUACUGUAGGAGAAGUGUGGGCUACAGGUCCCAGGAUGCUUUGGAUAGCCUUUGCAGCUUUGAUCAGGCCAGAAUGCAGCUAGGGCGACAGGCUCUUGAGUUCACAAACAGCUAUGAGGAAGACCUGAAUGCCGUAACUCUUGAGGGUUGGACCAUGUGCUUCUUCCAGGGUAGCCAACGUAGUACAUUCCAAAUCUUAAUUCUUGGCCACGCCGGCUGAUGGGAAUUGGAGUCCAGCACCACUUGGAGGGCCACAGAUUCCCCAUCCCUGAACUAGACCAUAAUUUGCCUUUACUGCCCCGAGCUACCUCCAUCACAACUCUCCUUUUAAUACAAGACUAGGGAAGCAGUGGCCCUCUAGACGUAGUUGGACUCCAACCAUCCCUGACCGUGGGCAUGCUGGCUGGGGCUGAUGGGAGCUGGAGUCCAACAAUAUCGGGAGACCACUACGUUGGCUAACACCACUUCAAUGAAUGGGAGAGGGAAGGGAGCAAAUGUAGUGGAUUGACUUGGGCGAGGGAAAAGAGGCGAAGGGUUGGCUCCAGACCAAGUGACCUGAACUUUGGAAUCAGUGGGGCAAGCGAGUAAUGACUGAAGUCCCACUGAUUUACUAACAUAGAAGGCUGCCUUAUACUCAGACCAUUGGUCCACCUAGUUUAAUAUUGUCUAGACUGACUGGCAGCAGCCCUCCCGGUUAGCAGACAGGAGACAUUCCCUGCCCUACCCAGAGAGGCUGCCACUGGGGAUUGAACCUGGAACCUUCUGCGUGCAAAGCAGAUGCCGUGUCGCUGAGCUAUCUCCCUUUCAGUGGAAGCCAACUUAGUCUGCAUCUAGCCCAAUAAUGGGAGUGAAAUCAACAUGAAGGGGGCUGAUAUCUUAUCCAUUCUUUCCUUAAAUUGUGAAAAGCCUUAAUUGCUGAGUGUUUACAGGGGGACCUGGACUCUUGCAGGGGCACAAACCCUUUCUCUGUGUUCUGAUGACUACAGUAGCUUCCAAAGCUUGUAAUAUAUAAACACACACAUACGCGUCUGUAUAUGUUCAUCUUUGUAAGUCCCCCUUAAUUAAAUAAAUUAGAUCAGACAACCACCCUUCAUAUCA
This is a messenger RNA of Rhineura floridana, 4310 nucleotides long. It is a transcript of the gene NBL1, whose product is annotated as NBL1, DAN family BMP antagonist. Bases 1019 to 1546 code for a protein of 175 amino acids. NCBI's taxonomy places the organism in Eukaryota, Metazoa, Chordata, Lepidosauria, Squamata, Rhineuridae. Gene Ontology annotation, molecular function: receptor ligand activity; BMP binding. The transcript is spliced from 4 exons. Gene Ontology annotation, biological process: animal organ morphogenesis. The record is from RefSeq and is a predicted model, not a curated record.